This is a messenger RNA of Anolis sagrei ordinatus, 1502 nucleotides long. The record is from RefSeq and is a predicted model, not a curated record. NCBI's taxonomy places the organism in Eukaryota, Metazoa, Chordata, Lepidosauria, Squamata, Anolidae.
CGGGGCGGAACCAACGAGCUUGUGCAGCUGUCAUGUCUGCCUGGCCUGGGAGCCUCCGCUUCGGAGGGAGCGACAGAGAAAGAGCGAAAGGAAGGCCAAGGCCGGGGCGGGGCUGCUCUGCGGAGGAGGAUGCCGCCGCAGCGGAUCGGAGGCGGCGCCUGGAGGCGUUCCUGGCCCAGAAAGGGAGGCCCAGGCCGGCGGGAGGCAGGCCCUACUUGAAGGACAGGACCAAUGGGCAGGCCUUGGCAUCCUCCAGACCGGGCUCGGCAAGAGGCCCCCCACUGAUCCAAGGCCCACUCCCGCAAGGAGCCAUUCAGCUGCACCCAGAAGCGGAGCCCAGAGGAAGCAAGGCAGCUUCCGGCAACGGCCAAGGACCCCCAACACAAAGCAUAGACCCCCAGCUUCUGCAAGCCACACAGCGCCUGCCUGUGGGGGACUCCAAAGCAGCAGGAGAAGGCCCUCCAAACCCAGGCAGCCAGAUGUGGGUCCAGGCCAAGAACUCAAGACCCCUUCUGCUCAGGACCGGAGGCAAGAAGUUGCUGGAGGACUGGCUGGUGUCCCGAGGAAAAUGUUACAAGAGGCCCCCCAUGCGCCCCACUGUCCCAAAACCUCCAAAGGCAAAGUCCAGCCUGAACCUCUCCUUCUGGGGCCCCUUGGAGGAGGAGGAAGAGAAGAAGAAGAAGGAAGAGGAAGAGAGAAAAGAGCAGCAGUACCUGGCCAACAAGAUCGUGGACACCUUGGCAGAGUGCCGGAAGCUGGCAGAAGAGGCAGGUGUCCGGAGUGGGGAGCUUCUUUCUCACUUGUUGGGGAUAUGCAGUGGUCUCCCUGCUGAGCAGAUCCUUGCGACGCUGACCCGCAUCCCGCACGUGGAGAAGUUUGCCCAGUUCUGGGUCUGCAAAGCCACACUGGAGGCACGGAGGGGCACCUUGGACGUGACAGGGCUCUACGAAGCUGCCCUCUUUGCCGGGGCCACGCCACUGCAGGAGCUGCAAGACGCCAUCGCGUGUAUUUUGAAGCAUGUCAGUGUGCCAUCCAGGGCCAGCCCUGUCCCAAAGAAGGAAGAAGAGAAUGCGGACCCUCUUCAGAGCCCACUGCAAAGCCCAUCAUGGGCUAAACCCUGCUCGGCUAUCAAGCUCCAGGUUCUUUCCCUGCCCAGGUCCAGCAAGCGACUCCCCCGGCCAGAGGUGAGGCUCCUGACCCCUGUGCGGCGCUCCCUGCGCAUUGAGGGUGCCACCGCUUCCUACCCACAGAUGCUGAGGGACCACGACCCCGUUGUCUCCUCCCUAGAUGAAAUUGUGGCUGCAGAACAUGGGAGCCAGUUCCUCUUCCGCAGCAACGCAGCUCUGUUGAUGAUGGAUGGAGGAUGCUGGGAACAGGCCAAGAAUUUGGUUCUUUCUGGAGGUGAGCAGCAGGUAUGGGCACCUGGGCACGAGCCAGGAGCUUCGGGUCAUCGGAGGACGAAUCCAGGAGAGAAGAAAACACUCAAUGGUCUGUGGAAGUGA